UCUCUCUGCAGGUCGGCUUCUUAUCAGUGCUGCACUUCGGAAAUAGAGAACCUAUAGCGCUUUAAAAUGAGCCAGACUUAUCUCGCAGGAGCGGUUAAUUUGUCGAGAUAAUGUGAAUGUAGCUUCAGGGAAAGUACUGGUUUAGGAAGAAGCUGGGUCAACUGAAUAGUAUUUAAUCUGAUUGAGCAGAUCCUCGAGCUGGCGCCAUGUCUCUGAGGACGUUACCGUUACUCGUUAUAAACAUGGGCGGUGAAAUGCUUUAUAUCUUGGACCAGCGGCUGCGAGCCCAGAAUGAAACCGACGAUAAAGCACUGAGAGGUUUUUGGUCAGAAGAAGACAGAAAAAGAGUGCUGAACGAUAUAGUGCGCACCAUGUUCAGUAAGGCUUUUUUGGAGGAGCUGAUGAAGCCGCAGGAUCUCUACUCACACAAAGCUUUACGCUGUGUGCUGACGCGGCUCGCGCACACCUCCAUCAUGAGGCUCAACCCUGCCAGCAUGGACAGGCUGUAUGACCUGAUGACGAUGGCGUUAAAGCACCAGAUCUUGCUGUGUCCACGGCCGCGAGAUUUCCUCCUCAUCUCCUUUAAUCACAUCGACGCAAUCAGGGAAAUGGUCACAGACAGCCCCUCCCUCGUUAACCAGAUAAAUGAUGCACAGCGUCAAAUCAUAGAGAUGUAUACACCCCUAUCAGAUGGUGAGCUUCAGCUCAUGAGGCAAACCCUGCUUGCUCUCUUUCAAGACUUUCACAUCAGGGUGUCGAUCUUCCUGAAAGAGAAGAUUCAGAACCCAGACGGCCGUUUUGUAUUGUCUACUUCAGGUCCUGUCCCGCACGGCUCGGAGGUCCCAGGCUUAAUCAGGUGGUUUAACAGCAGAGGCAGGGAGGUAAGAAGGCGAGAGUUUCCGAGCGGAGGCUGUUACACCAGCGCUGUGCGAGAAGGUUCAUUCGACAUUUCUGGAGACCGAGUUACACGCCUGGGCAAAAACAAGUACAGUGCGACCUCAGCUGAAGACACCCGCACCUCAGACACCUCCAAAAACACUUCUAAAGCCAAACAGGAGAGUGUGGGUCCCAACCCUUUGGCUAAGGAGGAGCUGAAUCUACUGGCUAAGCUGAUGGGAGGGAUGGAGGUGUGGAGUCUCGCGCAAGCAGACACAGGAAUUAGGGUGAACCUGUUCCCCACAGACGAGGAUGACGGGGGAAUCUCAGUGGGGACAGAUGAGCCGUCAUUCGGUGUCAUAAAUAUUCAGGCAACAAAGGAUCAUCAGGCCAACACUGAGCUGACUCGCAUUGCAGCCGAGUUCACCGAGCAGCAGGACCAGCCUGAAGGACCCAGCAACAAAGGCGAUGACCUGCUGGCCAUGAUGGAUGACCUCUAAAGCAAAAUCACACACAUUUAUGCAUGUGUGCUUUGUGGACAAAUUAUGGUUUGGGAAUUUUUAAAGCAUUUGAGGAAGAUUAACAAUAUUUUAUACAGGCAUCCUGCACAUCUGUGCCACAAGUGAAAAUAUAAACUUUGUCAGCUUUGUUUCAAACAACAUUUGUAACAAUUCAGGCAAAACUAACCCCAUAGAAAGGGGUUAACUGGCUCAGGGGGUAGAAAAGUGUCUUAGUACUGCUGUGUUGUUUGACCAAAUGCAUAAAUAUCUGAAUCAAAAUGAAUGAGAUUAGUUUAAAAAGAGGGUGUUUUGAACACAUUUCAGAAUGAUAGCAUUUAACUAUUAUAUUUCUACUACAUCUUCAGUAGGUUUUCGAUGAAUCAGUGAAUAAAGCCUUUGAAAUAUCA
This is a messenger RNA of Pygocentrus nattereri (red-bellied piranha), 1783 nucleotides long. RefSeq names its product organic solute carrier partner 1a (gene oscp1a). The record is from RefSeq and is a predicted model, not a curated record. Lineage: Eukaryota; Metazoa; Chordata; Actinopteri; Characiformes; Serrasalmidae. The coding region runs from base 207 to 1376 and encodes 389 amino acids. Gene Ontology annotation, biological process: transport. The transcript has 11 exons. Gene Ontology annotation, cellular component: cytoplasm; plasma membrane.